Botrytis byssoidea is the source of this 1881-nucleotide messenger RNA. RefSeq lists its product as uncharacterized. The transcript has 5 exons. Bases 586 to 1815 code for a protein of 409 amino acids. The record is from RefSeq and is a predicted model, not a curated record. Lineage: Eukaryota; Fungi; Ascomycota; Leotiomycetes; Helotiales; Sclerotiniaceae.
CGCCUUUUCCUUUUCUCCAGAUAGCCAUACAACACGACUAACUACCUUCCGGAUUUAAAUUCUCGUACAGAAUUCCAUGUAGCAGGGGAGUAUUUGAAUGGUGUGGAACAAAUCCUUCCUACGGCGCAGUUCGGGGCAAUGAUCCUAUUCGUUAAUGGCAUACAGCCAAAGCCAAUGAUGAAGCUGAAGUUAUACUACAUUGCCAUCCGAAAUUUAGUAUUCAGGGGGCUAGAGCUAUUAUACACCCACACUCACGAGAAAAUUUCCUGGAUACUGAUAAGCAUGCACUUCUAUAGUAUGUUAGGCAUGGAUUUUACCGACAGGAAGUUGAUCCAGCAUCUCCCUCUAUCCAAUAUAGAUCAAAUUUCAUUAUCUCCAGGCAGAAACCUUUGAUGUUACUUCACAACUUCAUCUUGAUACCCCCAGUAGCCCCUCACUGUUAAUCUCGAAUAAAGCUUUCCCCAUCCUCUCAUGCAGAAGUCCGAAUUUUUUCCUUCCCCCUCCCGAAUUUCCACAUUUCUUACGACAACACUUAUCACUUGAAGUCAAGAGGUCCCAAUCUUGUACUGAGCUGCAUAAUACACCAUGUCAUCGCUGCCAUCACAUCUCGGACCAGUCCCCCAAGAUGGAGACAUUGACCUUUCACCAUUGAUCUUCCGUUUGAACCUCAGUCUGCUCAUUAUUUCCACCCUCGUCCUCAUCUUUCGACUGAUUGCUCGAGCGCAAGGAGCUUGGAACUAUGGCUGGGAUGAUUGGACGAUGUUACUUGCUUGGAUAUUUUCAGCAAUAAAAUUCGGUAUCAGCAUAGCCGCAAUACACUAUGGCGAGGGAAGACAUAUUUACUACGUCCCGGUAGCUGAGGCCGAAAGAACUUUAUACUUUGUCUACAUCUCCGAAUUCAUCUCCCUUCUUGCUAUCUGCUUUGUCAAAGUCUCUGUGGCUCUAUUUUUGCUACGAAUUGGAAACCUUAGGCGAUGGCUUAGGCUAUCGCUGCUAGCAAACAGCGCUUUGCUUGUCGGAUCAACCUUUGCGUUCCUUAUAGUUCUCCUUGUACAGUGUCGACCCAUCAUCGCGAACUGGAAUCUACUUGCCAAGGCACAUGCAAAAUGCAUCAGUCCGGACACGUUGAUAGAUGUCUCGUAUCUCACAACCGCAAUUUCGAUACUGACAGACCUUGUCUGUGCCGCACUUCCAUUUCCAAUUUUAUGGGAUCUGAAGAUCAGCCAAAGAACGAAACACUCAGUACGCCUUGUAAUGUGCCUAGGUUUCAUUGCAGCAAUUUGCGGAAUCGUCCGCAUCACUCACGUCAAAGACUUAGCUGGAACAAAUGAUCCUACAUAUUCGAGUGUACAACUUGGACUUUGGACCGCCGCGGAACUAUAUACGGGCAUCAUUGUCGGAUCAUUACCACCAUGCAGGAAACUGUUUAUAGUAUUUUGGGCAAAGGCUACGAAGACGCCGCCGCCUGAUGAGAAUACAAUUGGUAUCCAAGGCUCAGGAUCCGGCCGCAGUAUCAUACUGCAGAACCUUACACGCGUUGGGCGUGCUUUUACCAGAAGCAAAACAAGUCCUACCAACAGCACCAAAGACCAAGCAUCACUCGGAGUCGGGUGGCAGACCCUUGAUAAUAGGCCAGAGAUCAACGGCUACACUGCUAGCGAUCGGAGUAUUCGGCCUCUGGUAGAAUUUCAAAACGUGGGAAAUGUAGAAGAUGGUGUGAUCUGGAAGACGGUAGGUGUUACAAUAACAGAGGGCGCCGCGAAAUCUAAAGAUGAGGCUGAUAGAAGAGUAAAAGCGGCAACAAGUGACCGGUAAUAAGGAUCCAGGGAUAGUAUCUCAUUGGACAUAUUCUAAGAUAAAAUUAUGGCUCUUUCCAAUGCU